Closterium sp. NIES-65 is the source of this 1170-nucleotide messenger RNA. The record is from the annotation of a GenBank genome assembly. Lineage: Eukaryota; Viridiplantae; Streptophyta; Zygnematophyceae; Desmidiales; Closteriaceae.
AUGGGUGAAGGUCUACUACGUCUUCCAUUCAGUUUUCCGUGCUUUUUAAUUACCCUCUCGCCUCCUUCCUGUCCCGCCUCACUCGUCCUCCCGACUCACUCGUCCUCGCGCCGUCCGUCCCAACGCCGUCCCGUCGCCCGAAUUGUCGCCUCCAUCGACGUCGCCCUCGCUGUCUCCCGUCGCGGCCCUCCCCUCAGUUCGCGUCGCCACGCUAUCUCUCCCCUCCCCUCCCAUCGCCUUUCCUCUCCGGUUGCCUUUCCUCUCCCGUUGCCCUUCCUCCGUCGCUUUCCUCUCCCUUCGCCUCUCCUCUCCCGUUGCCCUUCCUCCGUCGCUUUCAUCUCCCUUCGCCUUUCCUCUCCCGUUGCCCUUCCUCUCUCCCGUCGCCCUUCCUCUCUCCUGUCGCCUAUUCUCUCUCCUGCCGCCCUUCCUUCCUCCCGUCGCCCUUCCUCUCUCCCGUCACCCUUUCUUUCUCCCGUCUCCUAUCCUCUCUCCCGUCACCCGUCUUCUCUCCCGUCGCCCCUCCCCUCCCGUCUUCCUCUCUUCCGUCGCCCUUCAUCUCUCCCGCCCCAUCACCCACCUCGACGUCUUCGCGCUCGCCCCGAAAUGCCUGCCCGUCGCCCCAUGAUCGUCGGCCCCUCUCGCUUUUCCCUCGCAGCGUUACUCUCCCCGUCACAUAUGCCCUCGCUUUUUUCGUCGCUCCUCGCGGCACCCUCGUCGCCGCCUUCCCAUCACCCUCGUUGCCUUCUCUCUCCCCCCAUCACCCUUUUUCUCUCGGUUCGUAUCACCCCUCUUAUCACCCUCACACUCUGCCCUCACAUCGUCCGUCACCAUCGCGUCACCCUUUCUCUCUCCCCUCACAUCACCCUCCUUGUCGCCGCCGCCCUCCCUCUCGUUCUCCCCUCUCGUUCUUCCCGUCGCCCUAGAUGCAGCCGUCGCAAUUUCCUCUCCCACCCACCAUCACCCACCCCAUCGCCUUCCCGCUCGCCACAAAAUGCCUUCCCGUCCCCCACCCACUUUCUCCUCCCAUCGCUUGCCUCGUCGCCUUCGCGCUCGCACUCAACCCCCUCCCAUCGCCCUUCCUCUCUCCCUUCCCAUCACCGACCUCGUCGCCCUCAUGCUCGCUCCGAAUUGCCUUCCCAUCGCCUUUCGUCUCUUCUCCCCAAUCAUUAG